Messenger RNA from Micromonas commoda, 1022 nucleotides. Its product is annotated as adenylyl-sulfate kinase chloroplast precursor. Gene Ontology annotation, biological process: sulfate assimilation. The coding region runs from base 54 to 854 and encodes 266 amino acids. The transcript is spliced from 3 exons. The record is from RefSeq and is a predicted model, not a curated record. Gene Ontology annotation, molecular function: adenylylsulfate kinase activity; ATP binding. Lineage: Eukaryota; Viridiplantae; Chlorophyta; Mamiellophyceae; Mamiellales; Mamiellaceae.
CGCGGUUCCAUCGCCGCGCGACGCCCAGGAAACCACCGCACAUCGACCGAACGAUGCGCUCGCUCCGUGAGCUCGCCCGCUUCGCCAGCAAGGUCACCGCCGCCUACCCCACCGCCGCCGGUUCCCUCGCCAGCGGCAACUCCUCCAUCGCCCCCGCCGCCUCCCUCCUCCAGCGCAGGGUUGGCAUCACCAUGUCCGCGCCCGCCGCCGUCGACGUGGACGCCUACAAGGUCGGCGACUCCACCAACAUCAAGUGGCACGAGGGAUCCGUGGACACCGCCACCCGCGAGAAGGCCAUGAACCAGAAGGGAUGCGUCCUCUGGUUCACCGGUCUCUCCGGCUCCGGCAAGUCCACCGUGGCGUACACCCUCGAGCACGCGCUCUUCCAGCGCGGCAAGGUGGCGCAGGUGCUCGACGGCGACAACAUCCGCCACGGACUCAACUCCAACCUCGGAUUCUCAGCCGAGGACCGCGAGGAGAACAUUCGACGCAUUGGGGAGGUCUCCAAGCUCUUCGCGGACUCCGGCAUGAUCACGCUCGUGUCGUUCAUCUCCCCGUACCGCAAGGAUCGCGAUCAGGUUCGCGCCCGCGUCGGCGACAAGUUCGUGGAGGUUUACAUGAAGAUCCCGCUGGAGGUUUGCGAGCAGCGCGACCCCAAGGGGCUGUACAAGGCUGCGAGGGCGGGUAAGAUCAAGGGCUUCACCGGCAUCGACGACCCGUACGAGGAGCCCCUCGACGCGGAGAUCGUCAUGGAGGUUGCGAAGGAGGGCGGCGACGGGACCUUGGCGCCGCCGGAAAAGAUGGCGGCGGCGAUCAUCGAGAUCCUCGAGCAGAAGGGAUUCCUCUCCGCGUGAGGCGCGAGGUGAGGCGCACGGGAUGGCGCGAGCCGGUAUCGAAGCUCGGCCGUCCCGCGCCGUCCCUUUGCGACCGUUCGUCGUCGAACAAAAGUCCGUCUCGCCCAACGCUUGAAUUUUUUUUAAAUCUCGAGACGAGAGCGAAAAGCGCGCUCGCCGCUACGGAUA